This is a messenger RNA of Hirsutella rhossiliensis, 1617 nucleotides long. RefSeq names its product PIF1 protein. NCBI's taxonomy places the organism in Eukaryota, Fungi, Ascomycota, Sordariomycetes, Hypocreales, Ophiocordycipitaceae. The record is from RefSeq and is a predicted model, not a curated record. Bases 1 to 1617 code for a protein of 538 amino acids. The transcript is spliced from 6 exons.
AUGCAGGCCGAAGACCUGGCGGACGUGCUGCGGGGCCUCGAAGAGGAGUUCGAGGCGGGCGAGAGGCUGGCCGAGGAGCGGGCGUGGUGCGCGCCGGUGCCGCGCGAAAGGGAGGUCAGGACGGAGGAGGUGCGGGCUAUUAAGUCGCAGCAGAGGAGCGCCGCGCGGGAGCGGGAGCGGGCCAUACAGGGCAUCCAGGGCUCCCAAGGCGGCGGGGCGGCGGCAGGAGUCGGGGCGGACCGCGGCGCGGCCCUCCGCGGGGUCAUGGGGGGAUUCGGCGAGGAUGACAUGGACGUGACGGCGGCCGACGGCGACCCAGACUCGAUCGCCCUCCUCAUCGUCUGCCGGCAGCUCGACCAGGUCCGGCAGGCCAAUGAGGCAGGCGGCGACGGAGACGGGAAGCGCGGAUCAACGGCAUCACCCUCCACUCGGCCUGCGGCCUCGCCGUCGGCCAGGGCGGCCAGGCGGGAGGGGCGACCAAGGGGGGUGGACGGCGUGCGGCUGCCGGGCGCGGGCGAGCGCUUCGUCGACGGCCGGUCGCGCAUGGACUGGCGGGAGAAGGAGGUGCUGGUGGUCGACGAGGUCAGCAUGCUCGGGGCGCGCACGCUAUACGCCGCCAACGAGCAGCUCUGCCGGCUGCGGGGGUUCCGGCCGGUGCAGGAGCGGUCGAUCCUGCUGCCGAGCGCGGCGGUGUCGUGGGACGAGGACAGGGCCUUCACGGCCGAGCAGCGGCGGCAGCACGACAAGGCGCACGCGCUCUGGCGGCGGUUCACGACGGUCACCAUGCUCGACGAGCAGAUGCGGGCCGCCGGCGACCCCGAGCUGCGGCGCCUGCUCGGGCGGAUCCGGCGGGCGAGCAGGACCGGCGUGACGGUGGUCACGCCGCUCAACCGGAACCGCUGGAACCUCAACCUCGAGGCGGCGCUCGCGUUCCGGGCGCGGCAGCGGACGGCGGCGCGCGUCUUCCUCUCCGAGCACAAGUGGAAGGACGGCACGCCGACGGAGGAGGAGGCGGUGCUGAUGCUCGGCCAGGGCGACGACAGCGCGACGCCGGUGCCGGCCGUCUUCGUCUUCGUGCCGGGCAUGCCGGUCGUCGUGAACCAGAACACGCACCAGGGGCUGAAGGUGGUGAACGGCGCCGGGAACACGGCGGUGGCGGUGAUACCCGACCGGGCCUUCCCCGGCCACCGCGUCUCGGCGGAGCUGACGGUGCACUUCGGGCCGCCGGCGGGCAUCGUGCUGGCGUCGGAGACGACCAGGGACCUCCACUUCGUCGGGAUGCCGUCCGGGACGAUCCUGCUGACGCCCAUCACCGUCAAGAUCACGGCGCAGCGGAAGCGGCCCUGGCAGCGCAACGACGUCGGCCGGCGCGGCCUGCCGUGCGCCGCGGCCUUCGCCUGCACCGACUACAAGGUGCAGGGCGGGACGAUCGAGCGCGUCGCGCUCGAGCUGCGGGGGGCGAGGACGACGACGGUCGAGGGCAGGGCGGUGGCGUCGCCGUGCGACCCGUACAGCCUCUACGUGCAGCUCUCGCGGUGCCCGACGCUCGACGGCAUCAUGCUCGUAUCGGAGGUGCGGGAGCGGGACCUUAUAGGAACCGGGUGCCCGGGGAAAUGA